AUGGGGAAUGAGCAGAAGGCGAAUUCCGAAACAGGAAAGAUAUCGAUCCAGGCUAAUCUUGAAAGGAAAGGGAAAGGGAAUAAUCUCCCCAACUUUCUCCUUUCUGUUAAGCUCAAAUAUGUGAAACUUGGUUACCAUUACUUAAUCUCACAUGCUAUGUAUCUUUUGUUAGUCCCUCUACUUGGGAUAGUUUCUGCACAUUUUUCGACUUUAUCUGUCAAAGAUUUAGUCCUCCUAUGGAACCAGCUGAAAUUUAAUCUUGUCACUGUAGUUGUAUGUUCUGUUCUAAUGGUUUUCUUGGGCACAGUUUAUUUCAUGACAAGGCCGAGGAGCGUCUACUUGGUGGAUUUCGCGUGUUACAAGCCUAAACCAGAGGUCAUGUGCAGUAAAGAAAUUUUCAUGGAGACAUCAAGACGGGCCGGAUUAUUUACCGAAGAAAAUUUGGCUUUUCAGAAGAAAGUCUUGGAACGAUCGGGAAUAGGACAGAAGUCAUAUUUCCCAGAAGCCAUUUUACGUGUCCCUGCAAAUCCUUGUAUGGCUGAAGCUCGAAGGGAGGCUGAAAUGGUUAUGUUUGGUGCAAUUGAUGAUCUUUUGGCUAAGACAGGGGUAAAGGCUAAGGAUAUUGGGAUUCUUGUGGUGAACUGCAGUUUGUUUAAUCCAACUCCAUCACUUUCUACUAUGAUAGUGAAUCAUUACAAGCUCAGGGGCAAUAUUUUGAGCUAUAAUCUUGGUGGGAUGGGGUGCAGUGCUGGAUUGAUUUCUAUUGAUCUUGCCAAACAACAUCUACAGGUGCAUCCCAACUCCUAUGCACUCGUAGUGAGCACGGAGAACAUAACACUCAACUGGUAUUUUGGCAACAAUCGAUCAAUGCUCAUCUCAAAUUGCCUAUUCCGGAUGGGUGGCGCGGCCAUCCUCCUCUCCAACAAGUCAUCUGAUCGUCGUAGUGCAAAAUAUAAGUUAGUCCACACCGUUCGCACGCACAAAGGUGCAGAAGAAAAAAGCUAUAGCUGCGUAUUCCAAGAAGAAGACGAUACAAAACAAGUAGGGGUGGCAUUGUCCAAAGAUCUAAUGGCAGUUGCAGGAGAGGCCUUAAAAACAAACAUCACGACCUUAGGACCAUUAGUCCUUCCCAUGUCGGAACAACUAUUGUUUUUCGUAACCGUAGUGGCACGGAAAGUGUUGAAAAUGAAGAUUAGGCAUUAUAUACCAGAUUUUAAGCUCGCAUUCGAGCAUUUUUGCAUUCAUGCAGGAGGAAGAGCGGUGUUGGAUGAACUGGAGAAGAAUCUCGAACUGUCCGAGUGGCAUAUGGAGCCAUCAAGAAUGACACUUUAUAGGUUUGGAAAUACUUCUAGCAGUUCAUUGUGGUAUGAAUUGGCCUAUUCAGAGGCCAAAGGGAGGAUUAGACGGGGGGAUAGAACAUGGCAAAUUGCAUUUGGAUCUGGGUUUAAAUGUAACAGUGCAGUGUGGCGUGCAUUGAGGACCGUUGAUCCGACUAAGGAGAAGAAUCCUUGGACGGAUGAAAUUAAUGAUUUCCCAGUUGAGGUUCCAAGGGUGGCAGCCACCAAUUCUUGA
Molecule: messenger RNA, 1572 nt
Organism: Fraxinus pennsylvanica
Lineage: Eukaryota; Viridiplantae; Streptophyta; Magnoliopsida; Lamiales; Oleaceae
Source: the annotation of a GenBank genome assembly